UUAGGGCUUAAAUAGAAUGGAGGGAGAAGCACGGCGGGAGAAGGACUCGAGGGAGAAGAAUCAGUGACUCACCCAUCGACUUCUCAUUCACACACAGAGAGACAGAGGAGGGGAGAGAACUGGUGCUGCGUGAGGGCUCUCCUCCAGUUUAUGAUUCUGAAGUUUCUUCUCUUGGAACCGUUUGUUGUUCCUGUCACUUCUUCUGGUGCUGCUCCGGCUCCUGCUCCGGCUCCGGCUCCGGCUCCAUCGCCAUGGGAGAAAGACAAAGUAGGGGAGACAACUCAGACCCACGAUAUCGCUCAUCUUCUUUGGGUUGGAUGUUCAUCUGAGAGAAUCGAAAGAAUCCCAUUCCCAUGUUUGUUCAUGGGUCUGCGUGAGUGCUCUGUUGGGAUCAACAAACCUUACCAUCGGUCAUCUUCUUCCCAUAACUUGAGGUGCAUAAUGUCGGUGGAUCCUCUCCAAUUGGACAUUAUACGAAGGAUCUCAGAAAAAAGAGCAAUGCAUGGUGAGAACAACCCACCUUCUAGGGCGUGGACAUAUUCUAGUAUGUCUGAAAAUUUGGAGGGUGAAUAUGAAUCUACUGAUAGUGGAGACGUUGGAGGGCAAGCCAUGGUUAGUAAUGUUGUAGAUGAUUCAGUAUUGUGAAUUGGAGCAUCCAUUGAUAAAGAUAUAUCAAGUACGGACAUUGUUCUAUAUGAUCAAUCCAAUCACGUUUCAGAGUUGAUCUGGAAGGGUGAGAAGAGACGUGUGCUACGGAGUAAUGAGCAUAGUCGAACGUCCACUGAGUAGAAGUUGAGUAAAGAGCAAAAGCGGUUAGUUGAGAUUGCUGGAUUCAAAUACUUACGCCUUAUAGGGCAUUUCCAAAUGGAUCGGUGUCUAUUGACAGCAUUGGUGGAUAGGUGGCGAAAUGAGACUAAUACAUUUCACAUGCCACAAUUUGAGAUGACUAUAACUUUGGAAAAUGUGGCAUAUAUUUUGGGUCUUAGAGUAAUCGGGAAGGCUGUUACUGGGAAAAUGUACAAGGAGGCUGAGGAUAUACUAGGCAUGGUACUUGGACAACAUCCCUCAAAUCCUACCAACACGAAGGCUCUACGGAGUGGUUGUGUGAAGCUGACAUGGUUGAGGAACCAAUUUUCCCAUCUGCAAAGCAAUGCUUCUGAAAUAGAUGUUAUUCGUGCUACCCGGGCAUAUUUGUUGCAUCUUCUUGGAACUACCAUAUUUGCUAACACAUCCGGAAAUAUGGUUAGUGUUUCAUAUCUACCAUUGCUUGCUGAUUUCGUUGAAUGUGCAGAAUAUGCAUGGGGCGCUGCUACUUUAGCUUUCUUGUAUAGGGCAUUGAUGCGUGCCUCAAGGAAGAACACUGCUAAUAUUGGAGGUUCAAUGACCCUAUUUACAGUAUGGGCUUAUGAGCGCCUAGGGGUUGGUAGACCAGAUGUUGUUCGCCUAUGUAGGCCUUUCCCCCGAUCUGUUAGAUGGAAAUGCCGGCGCAGAACUGACAACAUUCAUAAUUGCUAUAGACCGUAUCGGCAAGAGCUUGAUCAACUUAAGGAAUGCGAGGUCAAUUGGCAACCAUAUGCAACACUUGCGAGUGCUCCUCUUGUUGGUCUUAUAGGAUCAUAUAUAGGUCUGGCUCGCACAUGGUUGAUUCAUUUCAAUGUGGUUGAGAUGCAUCUCCCAGAUCGAUGUUUGCGUCAAUUUGGACUAGAACAAAAUGUGCCUCAAAGUGUCGCUAGAUGGCAACGUCACACGGUGGCUAGGCUAGGCAUAGAUUAUAAGGAUUUGUUUCAGCGAGAGGUGAGUGAGUGGACAUACUUCAAUGACUCCUUCGAAAUAGUUAAUGCUCCUCCAGAGUCGAACCCAGGAAUUACACAAUCAAAUUACCUUCAGUGGUAUCUAAGGGUCAGCCAUGUUAGGAUUCAUCCUCCUCAUGAAGUUGACGACCAACGUCCCAAUGAGUAUAGGUUGAAAGGUUAUGGAGAUAGUGAAGCAUUGGACUUGCGUCGUCUCAUCCAUCGGGUCACUACAAAGCUCCGACCUCUAUUGGAGCCACUUUUAAUUGACGAUGUAGGUGUGGAGAUCCACGAGUUGGUAGAUACAUUAGCCAAGGAAGGUUAUGAUGAUUCAUGUCCUAAUACAUUUGUGAAACACAUUGACAAUCCUCUCCCCACAACGGUCGAAGGUAUUUCUUCAACAACUGAAUUUGAAAAGUACAGUGGAUCUGAUGAAUCAGUCUCGAAUAGUGACAGUAGUACAUAUUCCACUCGUAGUCCGCAAGCACGUCCACAAUCAAUGGAUGAGAAUGUGGCAGUGUCUGUAGGCAAUGAUCAUUGCUUUCAACAUUCUAUUGUCCCCACUCAAAUUACAUCUGGUGAUGUUUCUAGUUCAGCUUUUGUGGAUACUAUUAACCACAUAGAUAUUGGGAACAUAGAAUCAGAUACCAGUCAAAUUAGGCAUGUUCAGAUUAAUGUGUCCUCUGGAGGUUCGUUGUCGAACUCAGUUGUGGAAUGUGAUGAUACAACAUUGCUUAUCCCUCCGUUGGAACAACAAAUUAUUUAUCCGUUGGGAGUGGGUUCAACUGAUACGGACAAAUCCCUGCAACAAACAGUCUCUACAGGGGCCACGACGGAUGUGAUAAAACAGUCGAUGGUUACACGAAAUGUGGCAAAGCAGCUUGUUGUACGUAAGAAGGCUCGGUGGAGAUACUAGUUUACCACGGUGGUUUUAUUUUUUUGUGAACGACUACAAAGUAGUGUUUUUUGUUUUGGAUUGACCUAAGAUGGCCAAUUAAAAAAUGUUGCAUCAUUUAGUGGUUAUAAAAAAAUGUGGUAUGGUCAACAAGAUAGUGUCUUUUAUUUUGGUUAUUUUUAUAUUAUGAUUCAUAAUGCCAACUGUUAUAACAUGUCAGACUAGACAAAAUUGAAACCUAGUUCAUUUUUUUUUUUUUAUUGUAUGUCUGGUGGUUUUAGAAACUAUGACUCUGUCAUUUGUAUGUCACGAAGGGUGAUACCUUAUUAUUUUAAUAUCUCAUGUUUAUUGAAACUACAUUAUAUCAUAAUUCUUCAAACUGUCUCUGGCUGGAUAGUUAAAUCCUUUGGAAAAAAUAUAUAUCUGAUGCUUAUGAGGGUGGUUGGUUCGGUAAAUCCUCAGGAUGACAUUCUUUAGAAUGAUAAUUUUAAUUUUUUGAGUUGUUUGGUUCCACUAUGAUGGCCCUCAUAAGAGAGGCACCUACUUCCAAUGAAUGACUAUAUUACAAAGGUGGAUGGAGACUUUUAGUUUAUGUCAACACUAAAACUCAGAUUUGAGCAACCAUCUUAACCCUUACUAUAAAAGGGGAAUGUGGGAAGACAUACUCUACGGAGGCCACUAAACCCACGCUAAUGUGAAGAAACUUCUCUGGUUGGAUACCCUCUCACACCGAGAGUCCAACGCCGGUGACUGGUAAGCUCUCUCUUUCUCUCUCUCUCACACACACACACACUUUCUUGUUUUCUCUGCCUACCGCUCUCUAUUUCGAUUUCAUGGAGUUGUAUCGUUAGGUUUUUAAAACCAAAAUCUACUGCUCUCUCUCUCGCUUUCAUUAUCUACGGCUCUCUAUUUUGUGUUCAUGGAGUUGUUAGGUUAGGUUUUUAAAACCAGAGUCUAUCGCUCUCUAUUUUGUGUCAUGAAGUUUAUUUUUAGGUUUGUUAACUCAAAACUUAUGUGCUCUGUUUAUGGAAAUGUAGCAGUGGCAAUCGAAGUGCUUGGGUUUGUUCUCUAGUUCGCCUGCCCUUCCACUAACUCUGCAAAAUUGGAUUUGGUAUUCGGAGUUGUAAGUGUCCAUCGAAGUGCUUCGGUUUAUUCUCUAGUUCGACUACCCUUCCACCAACUCUGCAAAAUUGGAUUUGGUAUUCGGAGUUGUAAGCACUAGUGAUCAAAGUGCUUGGAUUAGUUCUCUAGUUCACCUGCCCUCCCAUCGACUUUGCAAAAUUGGAUUUGGUAUUCACCUCCUCCUCUCUCUCUCUCUUUCUGGCUUUCUCUGAAUGUCGCUCUCUAUUUGGGGAAGAUGGGUCAAUUGGCUUUCUCUACCUUUCUCUGAACUAACCCAAGAAUUACUGGCCAGUUGCAUAUGUUCCCUUUAACCUUCUGCAUUUUGCCUUAAUCACAUGGCAACUUCACCAUCGCCUAUGUUUUGCUUCUAUAUUUUCUAUUGCUGGAUAUCGAGAAGUAUACCUGUUAACACUACGAAUACUUCCAUAUAGGCGGCGGCCUUCGCUGAGUGCUCUGUCGCUAGGGUUUCUGGAGCGAGAGGGGAAAUCUUUCGUACCACAACUGCACCUGAAACAGGAGUUUGAGAGACAGCUAGCUGCAAAAGAAGCUUCUCUUCCUCAGGAACCAGCUUCAGAUGAUGAUAAUGCUGUAACUCUUCUCGUUCGGAUGCCUGAUGUCUUUUUUUGACUUCAUUGAUGUGGGUAGGGCCGUUAAACCUGGUACCUACAAACUGGCCAAGUAUAUGCUUCUAUCAUUCCUGAUGCUACAGGUGCAGAAUCACCUCCCUUGACCAAGAAAUUAGUAGAAAAAGUUAGUGAUUUUUUUGAUCAAUACAUCGAGGCCAUGGAGAAGCAAGGAUUGAAGACUGCAAUGACGAUUUCUAGUGAAGGGAAUGCAUAUUUGCACGACAGCCAAUUCUGGAAUCUCUUUAAAAAUGAUCCAUCUUCUUGCAACAUCGUUAUGGGAACUUCAGCUGGACUAGUAUAUCUGCUUGCAGCUUUGUUAGAACCUUUCAUUCCAUCUUUCUCUGUUGAGGGAAAUAUUUGCUGGAAGUCAAGCUGAUUGGAUAGAGAAGGCAUAUGCUGCAAAGAAGGUUGCUGAGCAGCUGAAGAAAAAAAAAAUUUUCCCUAAAUAAUGCUAUUAUGUACUUGUAAAAAUAGUAACCUAGAAGCCUAAAUUUAUUUAAGUUCAUCCUAGAUAUCAGAUCUUACGUUGAUUAACAAUUAUCUGAUAAAUUUUCUAUAUGUGAGAAUACUUGUGGUGAGGGAACCUUUAUUUUGUUUUUGGGAGAACAUACCUUAUUUUGGAAACUUAAGUGUUGCUCCAAAAAUCAAUUUUGUGGGCCUUUUGGUUCAAUCUGUACAGGGAAUAGUUGGGUGUCCAUGAUUCAGGAGUGGGGGUCCUUAUAACAAAGGGAAAUUUUGCUUUCUUGUUCCUA
Molecule: messenger RNA, 5185 nt
Organism: Macadamia integrifolia
Lineage: Eukaryota; Viridiplantae; Streptophyta; Magnoliopsida; Proteales; Proteaceae
Product: protein MAIN-LIKE 1-like
Exons: 16
Coding region: 865-2706 (613 amino acids)
Biological process (GO): meristem maintenance; meristem development
Source: RefSeq, a predicted model, not a curated record